This is a messenger RNA of Bipolaris oryzae ATCC 44560, 408 nucleotides long. RefSeq lists its product as uncharacterized. The record is from RefSeq and is a predicted model, not a curated record. Bases 1 to 408 code for a protein of 135 amino acids. The transcript has 3 exons. NCBI's taxonomy places the organism in Eukaryota, Fungi, Ascomycota, Dothideomycetes, Pleosporales, Pleosporaceae.
AUGUCGAGGGGGAUACCGAGGAGGUUGUUCCCCUAUCGGCUCUUUGGUGUGGAUGGACAAGUCACCGUCUUUCGACAAACGAGCAGCAUGGAGGCCGACGGGAAGCCUAUAGUCAAGUAUCUUACCAAGCAAGCUGAAUUGCCGGGGCAGCUGGAGGAGGAGGAACGGCGUGAGAACCAGUGCGGCUUUCUCGCUUGCAAGUCGGGCAUCAUGGUCGCGACGACGGCUUUCAAUGCCGGGGUGGAUGUGCCGGAGAGCUGGAUCAUCCCAUCUCAGAAUGGAAAGCGGUGCGUCGUGCGGAUUCUUCUGGGCGACAAGCUCAAGUCCUUUUUCAAAAACUCGGCGCCACCUUCACCGUCAACCAGCUUGCGAUCCGCCCAGACGGUAUCGAGAACCGUAUCGGCUUGA